Ilex paraguariensis (yerba mate) is the source of this 173-nucleotide messenger RNA. The record is from the annotation of a GenBank genome assembly. NCBI's taxonomy places the organism in Eukaryota, Viridiplantae, Streptophyta, Magnoliopsida, Aquifoliales, Aquifoliaceae.
AUGGUCGACUCCGUCGCAGGAAGCUACACCAACGCCUUUGCUGAGGUGGCGAAUUCCAAUGGAACCCUAGAAGCCACCUCGGCCGACAUCGAAAAGGUGGAGAAAUUCUUCUCUGACCCUGAAGUCUUCUACUUCUUUUCAAAUCCCACUAUCAACAUGGCCAAAAACGUGAG